UGGUGUCCCUCAGGUCGCUGCAGCCACAGUGACAUGGACGGCAGGAGCGACUCCACAACCUGCAGAGCUAACACAGAAGCCUCGCCCGAACUGUGGAGCCGACAAUGACUCACAGAAAUGGAAUCAGGGGGACGAGUGAUCGCGGCCUCCACGCCGAGGCCUCCAGAGUCCAGCGGCAGGCCAACGGGGUGGAGCCGGACAAAGAUCAUCAGGACUGUGAGUCCGAGGAGGCGGGGCACGCGGCAGGUGAACGCAGACGCUCGGCGGCUGGACCCGGGGUGGUCACGGCUCCAGACGGAGGAUGGGGGUGGGUGGUGCUGGUCGCCACCAUCUUGGUCCUGGCUCUGACCCUGGCGUUCCCGUCUUGCGUGGGGAUCUUCUACACGGACCUGCAGAACGAGUUCCACGCCUCCAACAGCGAGACGUCCUGGGUGCCCUCCAUCAUGACGUCGGUGCUGCACGCAGGAGGUCCCUUCUGCAGCGUGUUGGUGGAGAGAUUGGGUUGCCGGGCGACGGUCAUGCUGGGCGGAGUCCUGAGUGGGCUGGGAAUGGCAGCCAGUUCGUUUACCCAGUCCAUCGGGCAGCUGUACGUCACGGCCGGGGUUAUUACAGGUCUUGGUUUCUGCUUCAGCUUCCAGCCCGCCGUGACGAUCCUCGGACACUACUUUGUGCGCCGCCGAGCGUUCGCCAACGCCAUGUCGUCGACGGGCACGGCGCUGGGACUGUGCACGCUGCCCUUCCUGGGCAACUACCUCCACGAGGAGCUCGGCUGGAGGGGGAGCUUCCUGGUCCUGGGCGCCGUUCUUUUGAACUGCUGCGUGUGCGGCGCCGUGAUGAGGCCCCUGGAGCCCCCCGUGCGCCGGGGUCAGCCCCUGAUGAACCAAGGACCGCCUUCGCCCGAGGAGGCGCCCGUGAGGAAGGACGUGGGGUGGGCGAGGACGAUGUGGAGCUACGUGGUGGCUUCCCUCAGCAAACACAUGGCGUUCGAUCAGUUCUGCAACAACCCGCGGUACUGUGUGUUUGCCAUCGGCAUCACGUGGAUGAUGCUGGGCUUCGUGGUGCCGCUCAUCUACCUGGUCCCCUACGCCACCGCCAACGACAUGGAGCAGGGCCGCGCCGCCAUGCUGCUCUCCAUCCUGGGCAUCGUCAACAUCGUGGUGCGGCCGCCGUUCGGCAUCGUCUUCAGCAUGCCGUGGUUCAAAGGGCGGCACAUUUACGUUUUUGCCGCCGCCCUGCUGGUCAACGGGAUCAGCAACGCCGUCCCCUGCAUCGGGCCCAGCUUCAACGUCCUGCUGGUGUACGUGGUGAUCUACGGGCUGUCCAUGAGCGUGGUGGGCUCGCUGAUGUUCACCGUGCUCAUGGACAUCGUGGAGAUGAGCCGCUUCCCCUCGUCUCUGGGACUGCUCGCCAUCAUGGAGAGCAUCACGCUGCUCAUCGGGCCUCCACUGGCAGGAGUCCUGAUCGACAGAACGGGUCGUUACUUUCAAGUCUUCUUCGCCUGCAGUGCCGUCGUUGCCUCCGCCGCCGUCUUCCUCAUGGUGUCGUUCUGCUGGCUGGACAAAAAGGACAGAAAGUCUUCAAAGCAGACUCAGCCCUCGGCGCUCCCCGAGCCGGCCAGACCCCCUGCUGUGGACGUCGCUCCUGACUGUCAGUACCGCAGCGUGCCCACAGAGGGAGACAAAGACAACGCCUCCGCUAACGGGGCAGACAACAUCAGCAGCGUCUGAACUCUGCUCACACUUCAGGGGUUUAUCCUAAACACACACAGAGAGCACAGUGCAGGUCAAACAGUCCUGCACAUGAUAUCCUAAUGUGUGUGUGCCAGCUCGCUUGGCGCACCCAGAUGUUUGCUCUCCUGCUGCGACCUUACCGCUGCCAUCUGCUGCGCCAUAAAAGACACCAAACAAACACUGUGAAUCAUUUGCUCUGCUCUACCCAGGUUAAACACUUUGCUCCUAAAAUACCAAAACCAAAACUGAUGUGCACUUAACAGCUACGGUGUGAUUGUACCGUUAAUCGUCAAAUGCUGCUGAUCUCAUCCAUAACACCAUCCAUCUCAUCACACAUGAGGUAUCUCACUUUAUCAAGCCAGGAGACGCACGGGAUCCUGUGUCCAUGUGCAUGUCAGGUGUUUCCUGUAGUGUUGAUUUAAAGGUGUAUAAUCAUCUUACUCUUCCUUCUGUCAAUACCAGACGACCCUUUCAUUAUUUUCUAAUCAAACUCGUGCAUAGCAAAUUAACGGAAAGCUACACCAGAAAGUAUAUUUAACUGUGUACAGUACGGGGAACUGUAGAAAAAAAUCUAAUUAGGAAUCACUUAUUUGAUCUUGCUUUGUAGGACAGCCCAUCGAUGUCAACCUGCCGCCCUUCAGCAAAAUCAUUAUUUGUACAGCGCCAAUUCACAACAAGUGUUAUCUCGAGGUCGAGACGCAGGUUAAGGACCGUACUCAUUGUUAUGUUACAAAAGAAGAUUAGGAGAUAAGAUUAGGUUUCUCCUUUGUAUUCCUCUCGUUCCUGUUGUCCUCACUUCCUCACAGCUGAGGUGGAGGUCAGAGCAGGUCGUGCAUGAACGAGGACGGCGGUGGUUGUGGGGACGACACAGUCCGAUGGUGGAGGCUGGGCGUCAGGGACGUCAGGUGGUAGUUAGUGCAGGAUCAGCUGGCUGAAGGUUAGGGAAGCCCCCCCCCCCCCCCCCGUCUACUGGAGAGUCUGACAAGGCCUCCUGGACUUGAUCUUCAAACUAAUUCUACACUCAAUUCAGACAUUCGAUCCAGACCCGCCUUUUAUACAUGUCAAAAUGUGCAGCAUCACCAGGCUGGUAAAGGGGCGUGGCCUUAAAUUUGGAUGGGCUGUUAUUUAAAGUUUUACAGUGAUACAUCUCAAGAGUAAAAGGAUAAGGCUGGCGCUAAAAGACCAAGACCAACAAUGUGUCAGCAUGAUAUCAAAAAUAUGUUUAAAAUGAGCUUCAGCCGUUAUUUCCCAUCAUGCAAAGUUUACUUUAGAUCCUUCCCUCAAAAUCAGAGUUUAGUGUCUCUUCCUUUUCAUGAAGAGAGACGGGAUACGUGGGGACGAGAGAGAGUCAAGUUAGUUUUUUUCUAAGAGACAUUUGAAAAACAACCACAGAACAGAUUAACAUACUUACUUUCACAUCAUCAACGCUCAGAGUUACAGAAAGGCCUUAAAAUAAGUCCGAGCAGGAGAAAAAAAACUGUUUAACAACGUCUUUGUGAACUUCAAAGUAGGUCAUUUAAUCCUCUUAGUCUUUAAUGUGAAGGCAUUUAACACCGCGUACCACGACUAAACUGUUACACCAUGUUAAUGAGUGUUUGUGCUUCACAUCAUUAACGCUGCAUUUUAAAAAAAAUCAUCAAAGACUGAAACUGUUAGUUGUAGCUUCAAUGAAUAUGUACGAGCAGGUUUUGUGGUUUUUUUUGUGUGUGUUUAGCAUGUUUUCCACUCCUUAAAGGAACAGUGCCUUUUUUUAAAGAACUGGUGUUUCUCUACAGACAGAUUUUAAUAUCACAUGAAACACUUGAUACCCUGUCAGCAGUUUAACACGUCGCAUGGGAACGAGGAGUCAGCAGCUCAAGUGUUAAGACGCUGAUUUGACUUUCAAUUUAAAGGCAGGGUUGGUCAUUUUAGAAAAACUAAAACUCACAGUAUAAGUUUUGAGUGUGGGCUCGAGCACACAAGAGGUAGAGAGCGAGCAGGGAGACAGGGAGGCGUCUGAUUGGUUCAUCAGAUUGGUACCUUGUGGCAGACAUUGGUUGAAGUUUUUACAGACUUACAAACUGAUACAGAUGAAGGAUUUUCUUCUUUUACAGAGAACAUGAGUUAUUAAUGUCUGUCAGGACCUAAAGACAAUUUCAACCAAAAAUCUUAAAAAAGUGUAUCUGGAGGAAAUUACCAACCCUGCCUUUAAAUCAGAGACUUAACGUGACAGACUUUUGAUAAACACACAGUGAGAGGAUCACUCCACAUGCACAGGUCUGAACAAAUGUAUUUGAAGUAAAUAAAUCAUUCAGGUCAAAGCUGUGCUGCAGUAAACUGAAGUGUUACCAGAGACCUCUCGGCUAAGAGAGGAUUUAUCAGUAAUAUUUGAGGCUUCACUUUCUUUUUGGGCCAAAAUGUUUCCUUUAAUAUAGAAACUGUAUUUAUAUGUGAUGAUCAGGGGGAAAUAAAUAUUUGAAUAUCAA
Messenger RNA from Labrus mixtus (cuckoo wrasse), 4195 nucleotides. RefSeq names its product solute carrier family 16 member 5a (gene slc16a5a). The record is from RefSeq and is a predicted model, not a curated record. The transcript has 4 exons. Gene Ontology annotation, biological process: transmembrane transport; monocarboxylic acid transport. NCBI's taxonomy places the organism in Eukaryota, Metazoa, Chordata, Actinopteri, Labriformes, Labridae. Bases 105 to 1727 code for a protein of 540 amino acids. Gene Ontology annotation, molecular function: monocarboxylic acid transmembrane transporter activity.